AUGGCCGUAACAAAAUCAGUCCAUCGGUCAAUUUGUCCAUAUUGUCGCUGUGCUUCAGGCAUCAUGACGAGCCAGCGUCCUCCCUCCAGCAUGGGUCGUCCAAUGAGUCGCACUGGGUCUGUGGUCCCUGGUGCUGGAAGACCCCCAACAGGUGUCCGACCUCCUCCAACAGCUAUACGUGUUGCAACUGGGAUGGUUCCAGGUACAAGUGGUCAUCCUGGUAUGAGGGGCGGGAUCCCAAGUGCCACUGCUGGAGUCCUGUCAGCACAGAUCAAAGUGACUGACAGGCCGGUCACCCAACAGGGGCUCAGUGGCAUGAAGACGGGCAUGAAAGGACCUCAGAGACAGAUUCUGGAUAAGUCCUACUACCUGGGCCUUCUCAGGAGUAAGAUCAAUGAGUUGACCACAGAGACGAGCAAACUGCACAAAGAGAUUGACAACUACAACCAGGAGAACUCUGUCUACCUCUCCUACGAGAAGAGGGCUGAGGGUCUGGCUGCAGAGAUUAAGGAUCUACAAGGCCAGCUUGCUGAUUACAAUAUGCUUGUGGACAAGCUCAACACCAACACGGAGAUGGAGGAAAUGAUGAAUGAUUACAACAUUUUGAAAGCCCAGAACGACAACGCGGCUGAAAGCAUCGACAGCAUCUUCACCGAGAGGAGGGAACGAGAGGAGGCGAUCAGGGGGAUUGAGGAGGAGAUCAAGAGGGAGAGGCAGGUCGCUGAUGAAGUCGUCCAAUCAAUGUCUGCUGCAAAACAAGAGAAGUAUUUCACUAUGGCUUCAGCCAAUGAGGAGCUGUUACAGGAGCUCACUGUUCUGCAGGAGGAGUUGGACCUUCUGGUGACCAGGAAGGAGGACUAUGAAGCAGAGCUGGCCCACUCGCAAAUAAAGCAGGAAGUGGUGCGUCUUCAUGAGACUCUGUCAACGCUGGAGGGGAAGCGUGAAGCCAUGGAGGCUGAGCACAAGAGCCUGGGCUCCCCCCAGGAGGAGAGAGAGAAGCUAUUCAAACAGGUGAAGGAGGACAACCAAGAAAUUGCCAGUAUGGAGAGACAGCUCACAGAAACCAGAGACCGGACCACACAAAUCAAAGAGCAGAUCCAACAGCUGGAGCAGGACUCAGAGGAAGCUCAGGGAGAGGUUCAACAGAAAUACAAGGAGCUGAAGAGGAAAGAGGAGGAAAUUGACCGCUUCCUGGAGUCCUUUGAGGUGUCCAGGUCUCAGGUGCAGGAGAAGAUGAGGCAGAGCCAGGAGGACACUGUCUCCCUCCUGGAGCACAGCAGCAGGAACAUGUUGCGGCUGCGUCAGGUGGAUACAGUGACGGCCAGUGAGCUGAGGAGCAUGCAGGAGGUGCUGGUCAGCAAGGAGACUGAGGUGGUCCAAUCAGCGAGCACCGCCAAGGGACUGACAACAGAGUCGCAGCGCUUGCAGCAGGACCUGGAGAAGGUGCAGCAGCUGGAGGGGAAGAUCACAGGAGAGCUCAGCACCCUGAAGGAGCGCGUCAGCACCAUGGAGACUGAGCUGCACACCUACCGAGACCUGGACACCCUGAGAGACACAGCCGAGGACAAGAAGAAGAGGCUGCAGGACGACCGAGUGUCACUGACUCAGCGUCGAGAUUCAUUCAAGCAGCUCCUGGACGAGAUGAACCAGAAAUAUGAAGCUCUGAAAACCAAACUGCAAGAGAACGAGACUCACGCUCAGCUGGCUAACCUGGAGAGGAAGUGGCAGCACUUGGAGCAGAACAACUUUGUGAUGAAAGAGUUCAUCGCUUCGAAAUCCCAGGAGAGCGACUACGCGUCGGUGGCCAAGAACGUCUCUCAACAAGUGGCCGAGUACAACAAGUGUCUCAUCGAGUCGCUACAGAGCAACAGGAGCUGAACACACAGGGACACAAUGUGUAUUGUUAACACAGUAUGAAUGGUUGGUUAUCACACCCAGUGAGACUGGCUAGGAUACAAGAUAUGCUAUCAAAUAUUUAUGGUUAACUGUCAAUGAUACUGACAUAACACUGCUCCUAGUAACCUUCACACAUGUGUCAGUAAGACAGUCAUCUUAAAGGGAUAGGUCACCCAAAAAUAAAAAUUCACUCAUCUACUCACCACUAUGUCGAUGGAGGGCUGGAUGACGUGUCAGGGGUUAACAGCGUUGAAGCUGAAUCAAUUAAAGUUAAUGGUGACCGAGACUUCAAACGGUGUAAAUGACUCUGUUUCAAGUCGAUUUUGAAUGUCUACACACUUGAACGACUCCAUGCAAGCAGCAUGGAGACAUUUUGUGUUUUAAGUUUAAGAAUAGUUCACCAUUUACCUUACAUAUAAGACCCACUCCUUUAUCGGCAUAGUGGUAAAAUGAUAAGGGAAUUUAGAUUUUUGGGUGACCUAUCCCUUUAAAACUGCAGUUCUUCACACAGUUCAGAGAGGAUGUUAGUUUGUCAAUGUUUCUCUCAUUCCUCUCUUGCAGUUGCUAAACCAGUAAUAUGUUUGUUUGAUUGAAUUUGAUACAUAAUUAUCUAAAAUGUUAUUAGCUAUUGCACAGCUACGAUAUUUUUUCAACAGAGGUUUAAAAAAAAUAUGCUUAAUGUCCUUUACAGCUAUUGGUCCUUGCAAGAAAUAAAAAGGCCAUUUAAAAAAGUUGAUUUGCUGCAGAUUCUUUUAGCAAAACUCAGUGAAGUUUAGAACAAACACAUUCUGCUGUGUGUUGGUGUGAGCUUUGUACUUUGUACUACUUCUGUUCACAAAUUAUGAAUGCUCAGGAUAACAUUUUUAUUUUUGUACGUUCCAGGCUGACAGUUAUAAACAUUAAUUUAGCACAAAAUGCUAAAUGAACAAGUCCUCUUCUUAGAGUCCUUACAGUACUGGACACUUAUGUCCCUGUUCAAGCAAAAAAAUUCUAAGCUACAUGUCAAAGUGUUUAGAAAAUGAUAGAAUUUCACCGUAAAACUAAAUUAAAUGAUUAACGUUAGUCAAAUGAAAACAUGAAAAAUUGUCUUCAUGUGGUCAAAACCUUCCAAGAGACAGAUGUGGAUGGGAAAUGUUCAUCACAAUAAAUCUUGCUUCAUUUUUG
Platichthys flesus (European flounder) is the source of this 3060-nucleotide messenger RNA. It is a transcript of the gene ift74, whose product is annotated as intraflagellar transport 74. Gene Ontology annotation, cellular component: cilium; centrosome; intraciliary transport particle B. Lineage: Eukaryota; Metazoa; Chordata; Actinopteri; Pleuronectiformes; Pleuronectidae. The record is from RefSeq and is a predicted model, not a curated record. Gene Ontology annotation, molecular function: beta-tubulin binding. Gene Ontology annotation, biological process: cilium assembly; intraciliary transport involved in cilium assembly. The coding region runs from base 1 to 1878 and encodes 625 amino acids. The transcript is spliced from 19 exons.